CGUCGGUGCGUGCGCGCCGAGACGUUCCGCCGGGUGGCAGUCCCCUCGGAGUUUGCGGGUGCGGGCGGGACCGGGUUUCGUCCGCGGGCCCGGGGGCGGCGGGGGCCGCGGAGUGAGGGGCCGGCUGAGCCCACCUCGCUGGGCCCUCCCUGGCGCCCCGCGUUGGGCGGCGGCGAGCGCGCGGGCCGCCAUGUCGUACAUGCUCCCGCACCUGCACAACGGCUGGCAGGUGGACCAGGCCAUCCUCUCGGAGGAGGACCGCGUGGUCGUCAUCCGCUUCGGCCACGACUGGGACCCUACGUGCAUGAAGAUGGACGAGGUCCUGUACAGCAUCGCCGAGAAGGUUAAAAAUUUUGCAGUUAUUUAUCUUGUGGAUAUUACAGAAGUACCUGACUUCAACAAAAUGUAUGAGUUAUACGAUCCAUGUACUGUCAUGUUUUUCUUCAGGAACAAGCACAUCAUGAUUGACUUGGGGACUGGCAACAACAACAAGAUUAACUGGGCCAUGGAGGACAAGCAGGAGAUGGUGGACAUCAUCGAGACCGUGUACCGCGGGGCCCGCAAAGGCCGCGGCCUGGUGGUGUCCCCCAAGGACUACUCCACCAAGUACCGCUACUGAGGCGCCCUCAGUCUGCGCGGAUAGAUGUCGUGGAGCCCUUUUUGUGUGGAAACGUUUUAAGCUAUUUAAAGCCUUUGGAAAAUACAGGAAGCUCCAGGGCUGGAGGACCUCUGAGAUGGAAUUGAUUACAUGGUCUUAACUCACCGAAAUAAACAAGCACGUGGUGAGAGGAGCAGGCCUACUUGUUUGUUCUCAGGAAACUUAAUGAAUAGGUUACUGAUUUUCCUAGUCAAAGUUAAUUCUUAUCCUUGGAGUAAAACGAAGGUGUUUAUCCUGUGAGGUUGUGCAUUUUGCAUACUUGAUUAGUUUGCUGGGGCUGCGGUGACAGCAUGGCACGAGCUGGGCCUUAACAGAGAUGUAUGCUCUCAUAGCUUUGCAGGCAGAGGGUCCGAGAUCAGGACGUCGCAGGGUGGGUUACUACUGAGGCCGUGAGGGGAAUCCGCUCAGGCCUCUCCCUGGCUUCUGGGGGCUGCUGGUAGUCUUUUCAGUUCCUUGUUGUGUGGAUGCUUCGCCCCAUCUCUGCCUUCACCUGUGUCCUCCCUGUGUGGGUGCUGGUGUCCAAAAUUUCCCCUUUUCGUAAUGACACCAUCUGUGUUGGAUUCGGGCCCACCCUGCUCCAGCAUGGCCUAAUCUUAACUAAUUACAUUUGCAAGGAUCUUAUGUCCACAAAAGUCACAGUCUGAGGUGCUGGGGGUUAGGACUUCAAUAUAUAAAUUUUGCGGUUACACAGUUCAAUCCAUGACAGAAUCCAAAGGCUUACUCUUACUCUGGUUAUAAAAACAGUACAAUAAAAUAUUGUUUAUAGCCUUCCCUGUAAGGAAUAGGAGAGCUAUUUUUUAUUCUUCCCAAGAUUGUAUUUGAUGUAAACAUAUUUUCUGUAGAAGCCAUGGCCCUUCAGUUCAUAUAGUUAGAAAAUUUCCUUAUUGGCCAGGCACGAUGGCUCACACCUGUAAUCCCAACACUUUGGGAGGCCACGACGGGCAGAUCAGGAAGUCAGGAGUUCGAGACCAGCCUGGCCAACAUGGUGAAAUCCCGUCUCUACUAAAAAUACAAAAAUUAGCUGGGCAUGGUGGCGCGUGCCUGUAAUCCCAGCUACUUGGAAGGCUGAGGCAGGAGAAUUGCUUGAACCCGGGAGGUGGAGGUUUCAGUGAGCCAAGAUUGCACCACUGCACGCCAGCCUGGGCAACAGAGCAAGACUCCGUCUCAAAAAAAGAAAAGAAAGAAAAUGUCCUUAUUACAGUCUCAGGUUUCUCUAGCCCUCUCUCAUCCUAGCAGUGUGGAUGAUUGGUUGGGAUCUUCGUGUCCCAUCUCAGCACACUCACGCUCUGAAGUGAAAUUGAGGAAGGGCAGGGAUGGGGGCACCUGAGCACACCCUGGGCCCUCUGACCUCAGACCCUGGCUCUGCCCCACCAAGUGACCUUGGGCAGGGUACCUUCUCUGAGCUUCCGUUUCCUCCUUGGUAAAGGCGGAUAAUAGUGUCUGCCCUGCAGAGAUUUGAACUUGGAAGCACAUGGUGCCUACUGGGCACAGGAGUGGUGCACAGGGCUCACUGCUGUCGGGAGAUUGAUUGCUGUUGUGGAAACAGGAGGGUACUUACAGAAUGAAGCACAUUUUUUACAUACACUACAAAUGAGUGUGUGCUUUUUAAAUGGAUUUAAAAUUCAAAUGCAAAUCUGCAGUUUAAUCUCCCAAGUGCUGAUUUUUCCAUCUAUAAAGUAGGAGAGUGUAACACCGCAUCAGAGUGAGGGGCUAGGGAGAGCGUGUAUGGGACCUCGAGUACCUGGCAUGUAACAGACACUCAGUGUUACACUCCUGAUAUUUCUCCGGAGCAGGUGAAACAGACGGCCAGGAAGCACACGAAAAGACACUCAACAUCACUGCUUGUUAAGGAAAUGCAAAUCAAAACCACAGUGAGACGCCACUUCACACCCACGAGUUCGGCUAGAUACAAAAAGUAGAUCACAACAAGCGUCUGCAAGGAUGUGGAGAAAUUGGAACCCUCACAUACUGCUGGUGGCAAAGUGGUAACACAGGCAGGCAGGUCGUCAAAAAGUUAAACAUGGGCCGGGUGCAGGUGUCUCAAGCCUGUAAUCCCAGCACUUUGGAAGGCUGAGACAGGCAGAUUGCUUGAGCCCAGGAGUUCACGACCAGCCUGGGCAACCUGGUGAGACCCUGUCUCUACAAGAAAUACAGAACAAUUAGCUGGGCAUGGUGGUGCGUGCCUGUGGGCCCAGCUACUCGGGGGGCUGAGGCAGGAGGAUCACUUAAGCCCCGGAGGUCAAGGCUGCAGUGAGCCAUGGCUGUGCCACUGCGCUGCAGCCUGGGCAACUGAGCAAGACCCUGUCUCAAAAAAAAGAAAAGAUAAACAUGGUGUUACCGUUUGACCCAGCAGUUUCAUACCCAGGAGAAUUGAACGCAUAUGUCCACAUAGAAACUAUACACAGAAGCCAAAAUGUGGAAACCCACGUGUCCAUCAACAGAUGAAUGGUUAAACAAAAUGUCCAUCCAUAGAAUGGAAUAUUAUUCAGUCAUAAACAGAAUGAAGUACUGACACAUGCCACAACGCGGGUGAACGUUGAAAUCAGUAGGUUAAGUGAAAAGCCGGUUACCACAUACUGUGCAAUUCCAUUUAUACGGAAUUUCUAGAAUAGGCACAUCCAUAGAGACAUUAGUGGUUGCUUAAGACUGGGAGGAAGGGGGAAAUAGGAGGUGACAGCUAAUGGGCAGUUUUAUUUUUGACGUAAUGAAAAUGUGCUUACAUAAGCUGAGCAGGCAUAAAAAGAAAAAGUGCCCUAAGAUUGUGAUAAUGGUACAAUUCUGUCAAUUGCAUCAUUGGUGGAUGAUGUGUGAAUUAUGUCUCUUAUGAUAACAGCUUUACUGGCGUUACCAGAAAAAGAUAAAACAAUUACAUUCCA
This is a messenger RNA of Pongo pygmaeus (Bornean orangutan), 3534 nucleotides long. It is a transcript of the gene TXNL4A, whose product is annotated as thioredoxin like 4A. Gene Ontology annotation, cellular component: U4/U6 x U5 tri-snRNP complex; spliceosomal complex; U5 snRNP. The record is from RefSeq and is a predicted model, not a curated record. The transcript is spliced from 3 exons. Bases 191 to 619 code for a protein of 142 amino acids. Lineage: Eukaryota; Metazoa; Chordata; Mammalia; Primates; Hominidae. Gene Ontology annotation, biological process: mRNA splicing, via spliceosome.